CUUCCAACAAUCUACCAUAUUUUUGCACAACGAGUCAGUGUAGAAUACCGAUCAACCAUUUUCUCAUAUUUAGCUGCUUCAGGUUCAAUUGGUCAAACUUUCGCUGCCAUCAUUUGUCCACAUUUGACAUGGGAAGUUUCUUUUUAUCUGUUUGGUGCUAUCGGGCUUUACUGGUGUGUAUUAUGGAUUAAAUAUAGUUCAGACUUGCCUAAAUCUUUAUCUGUACAACUUUUAUGCCAAAAGACGAAGAAUCCUUUAAGAAGUUGGGAUCGAUUUAUUUUUUCUUCUCCACUUUUAGCGAUAUAUUUUGCUCAUUUCUGUAUGAAUUGGACUACUUAUGUGAUAAUGCAUUGGUUGCCAACAUAUCUUCGCGCUACGUUGCGUACUGAUUCCAUUGGUGUUUCUCUUGCUGCUUUACCUUAUCUAGCCAACAGUAUUUUUUCCAUUGGUUCGUCUAUUUUUUUUAUUAAUUGGCUUAUUUCGUUGAGUAUGGGCAUAUUGGCUUUCAAUUCUGCGGGACAUCUCAGUAAUCAUGUCGAUGUUGCUCCGAAUUAUGCUGGAAUAACAUUUGCUAUUUCAAAUACCAUCGCCACCUUGCCUGGUCUGACCGUAGGCCCCUUCACAGCAAAGCUUGUCAUCGAUUCUUCUGGUCGUUGGUGGCCUGCUUUUAUAUUAGCUGGUGUUUUAAAUUUUGUUGGAGCAAUUGUUUAUGUAAAUUAUGCAUCGGUCAAAAAAGUUGUCUAA
This is a messenger RNA of Dracunculus medinensis (Guinea worm), 744 nucleotides long. The record is from the annotation of a GenBank genome assembly. Lineage: Eukaryota; Metazoa; Nematoda; Chromadorea; Rhabditida; Dracunculidae.